ACAAAAAUGGCCUGCACAUACUUUGUGUAUUUAUCGUCUUCAAUGAUAACUAUAUAGUACAUACCUCAAAAGGUUCAACCUUUCUUCUUCACUUUCCUUCCUCAACUUUCCAGCAUUAUUUCCAUUCAUCAAACACAUUCAUGGCUGCAGACUCCUCAUUCGAGCUGGAAAACUCUAUUUCCGGCCACCUCCCACGUUACACCACCCCUGUGGCAGGCUCGUCGCAUUAUGACUCCCGCUCAUUCACACCGGUUAGCUCCGCUCACUCGAGAACUCCCAGAAGGUCUCGCCACCCCACUCCAACUACGCCUUUCGCCUCGGACAAUGACAUGUCGUGGCAAGGCGAGAUCUCCUGGCAGUUUGAGCCGACGGGGUGGAACGAAACUCGCAACUUGGGCUCAGCUAUGAGCCCAUGGGCCACCGUGAGCACGUCCUCUCGCCAGGCCCAGCGUGCCCACCGCUCAGCAAAUUACUACUACCUCUCCCGCACCACUGGCGGGUUUCGUACCUCCCCAAAUCAAUAUUACAACGAGUACUCCAGCUAUGGUGCUGUGACAGAUGGGAGACUUGAACUUAAGAGCUACGUUGCUAGGGACAAUGAAAGCUCAACUUUUGGGAGGAGUAGUUACAAUUAUGGGGAGCAGAAGAAACCCUUUAAAGCAGUUACUCCAAGGUUGGAGGGUAUUAAAGAAGCUGGGAGUGGAAAUUUCAGUGGCAGUGGCGCUUUGGCUAAGAAAGAUUUGCUUGGUUUGAUUGAUUAUCAAACAGCAGAAGAUGAUGAUGAAGAUGAUAGUUUGGGUCAUAGUGGACACCAUGGUCAUGGCCUAUAUCUUGAUCAUGGUCAUAGGCCAUCACACAAAGGACAUGAUCAUGGGUUGUCACCCAUGGGUCAUCAUGGCCAUAGUGGGCUGCACCAUGGCCAUGGUGCACCAUCACAUGGUCAUGACACGUGGCCGCAUUCAAUUACUAGUCACUAUAUUGAUGAUGAGAGUGAUCAGGGUUCUGGGUAUGAUGAUCAUGAUGAUGAGGAUGAGGAUGAGGAUGAUGCAAGGCCAGUGAAGCAAGUUGGGCUGUUUAGCUUGUUCAAGUAUUCAACAAAAUGGGAUAUGUUUCUUGUGUUUUUGGGUUGUGUUGGUGCUCUUAUCAAUGGGGGGUCUCUUCCUUGGUAUUCUUAUCUCUUUGGAAAGUUUGUGAAUAAGAUUGCUAUAGAAUCAAAGGACAUUGACAAAGGCCCCAUGAUGAGAGAUGUAGAGAAGAUAUGCCUGCUUAUGACUGGUUUAGCUGCAAUAGUAGUAGUUGGAGCAUAUAUGGAGAUCACUUGUUGGAGAAUGGUGGGGGAGAGAUCUGCUCAGAGAAUAAGAAGAGAAUAUCUAAAAGCAGUUCUGCGACAAGACAUUAGCUUUUUUGAUACUGAGAUUGCUGCUGGUGAUAUUAUGCAUGGAAUUUCAAGUGAUGUUGCUGCAAUCCAAGAAGUCAUGGGGGAGAAGAUGGCACAUUUCAUUCACCAUAUAUGUACCUUCAUAUGUGGAUACACAGUUGGGUUUCUAAGGUCAUGGAAAGUAACUCUAGUAGUCUUCUCAGUCAUACCAUUGAUGAUGUUAACUGGUAUCGCUUACAAGGCUAUUUAUGUUGGCCUAACCACAAAAGAGGAGUUUUCUUACAGGACAGCUGGUACUGUAGCCGAGCAAGCUAUCGGUUCAAUCAGAACAGUAUUUUCCUUUGUUGCGGAGGAUCAUUUGGCUGAAAAAUAUUCUGCAUUAAUUGCCAACUUGGUGCCUUUUGGAGCAAAGAUUGGCUUUGCUAAGGGUGCAGGAGUCGGAGUUAUCUAUCUUGUUAGUUAUUCUACAUGGGCGUUGGCUUUCUGGUACGGUUCUAUUUUGGUUGCUAAGGGUGAGAUCACUGGAGGUGCUGCCAUUGCUUGUUUCUUUGGUGUAAAUGUCGGGGGAAGGGGCUUGGCAUUGUCACUGUCAUACUUUGCUCAGUUUGCACAAGGGACCGUAGCAGCAGGCCGAGUAUUUGAAAUUAUAGAUAGAGUUCCAGAAAUAGAUCCCUACAGCCCAGUAGGUAGGAAACUGUCAAAUGUUCGAGGAAGGAUUGAAUUUAAAGGCAUUUAUUUCGCAUACCCGUCUCGUCCUGAAGCUCCAAUUUUUCAUUCGCUUAAUCUGGUCAUUCCAUCUUCAAAGACACUAGCACUUGUUGGCUCUAGCGGAGGUGGAAAGUCUACGAUCUUUGCUCUUAUAGAGAGGUUCUAUGACCCUACCAAAGGUACAAUAACAUUGGAUGGUCAUGAUUUAAGGUCACUUCAGGUGAAGUGGCUAAGGGGUCAGAUGGGCAUGGUUGGUCAGGAGCCAGUGCUCUUUGCCACCAGCAUUUUAGAAAACGUGUUGAUGGGGAAAGAGAAUGCCACCAAGAAAGAAGCAAUUACUGCCUGCAUUGCUGCCAAUGCUCACAGCUUCAUUUCUGGACUUCCACAUGGCUAUGACACUCAGGUUGGAGACAGAGGAACACUACUCUCAGGUGGUCAGAAACAAAGAAUUGCAUUGGCUCGAGCGAUGAUCAAGGACCCUAGAAUCCUUCUCUUGGAUGAGCCUACCAGUGCCUUAGACCCUGAAUCCGAGACUGUAGUCCAACAGGCUAUUGACAAAAUUUCCUCAGGACGAACAACUAUUGUAAUUGCUCACAGGCUAUCAACUGUAAGAAACUCUCAUGCCAUUGUUGUUCUUGACAGUGGCUCUGUCAUUGAGAUUGGUAACCACCGCCAGCUCAUGGAAAAAGCAGGGGCGUAUUAUAGCCUCGUUGAGCUUGCUUCUGAUGGAGUGACAAAACCUUUUUCGGAACAAUAUGAUACUGGAAUUAGCCCUCAGUUUUCCAGGUUUGACAAAUCAACUUAUGAUGUAUCAAGAUCAACAUUCAUGCAAGAUCGAAACCAAGUAGAAGAGAAAGAGGUCCAAAAACCAAUUCCAAGAAAGGUUCAGCUUUCAGAUUUAUGGUUGUUACAGAGGCCUGAGCUCCCAAUGCUAUUAGUUGGAUUUCUUUUGGGCAUGCAUGCAGGUGCGAUUCUAUCUAUCUUCCCUUAUAUUCUAGGCCAAGCACUUGUAGUAUAUUUUGAUAGAGAGCCAUCAAAGAUCAAAACAGGAAUCGCGCCCCUUUGCUUAGUACUUGUUGCACUUGGCUUUGGGAAUAUACUCUUCAUGACAGGACAACAAGGCUUGUGUGGCUGGGCUGGAACAAAGCUCACAAUGAGAGUGAGAAACCUUCUUUUCCGUUCCAUACUUAAACAAGAACCUGGUUGGUUUGAUUUUGAAGAAAACUCAAAAGCGGUACUUGUCUCUAGGAUUUCAAUGGAUUCUGUGGCUUUUCGUGCCGUCCAUGUUGAUCGAUUAUCAGUCUUGUUUAUGGGGUUGAGUUCAGCUAUGGUUGGAUUGGGUAUAUCCUUUUGGCUUGAAUGGAGGCUAGCUCUUUUGGCUGCUGCUCUCACUCCUUUCACUCUUGGUGCAAGUUACUUGAGCUUGAUCAUAAAUAUAGGGCCCAAACUUGACAAUGAUGCUUAUGCCAAGGCUAGCAAUAUUGCUUCUGGUGCAGUUUCAAACAUAAGGACGGUUGCAACAUUUUCUGCUCAAGACCAGUUGAUCAAGUCCUUUGAUAGUGCUUUAUCGGAGCCAAAGACAAAAUCAAUGAGAAGAACACAAAUAAUGGGCCUAGCACUCGGGUUCUCUCAAGGUGUUAUGUACGGAGCUUACACCUUAACUCUCUUGUUUGGUGCUUACCUUAUGAAAGAAAACAAAACUAAUUUCGGUGAUGUUUACAAAAUCUUUCUCAUUCUUGUUCUGAGCUCAUUUUCUGUGGGACAAUUAGCCGGUCUUGCACCAGACACAUCUAUGGCUGAAACAGCAAUUCCAGCAGUUUUUGAUAUAAUGACUCGUAAGCCAUUAAUCAGCAGUGGCAGAGGAAAAGAUAAGAAGAUUGAAAGGUCGAAACCUUUAGAUAUUCACUUCAAAAUGGUGACAUUUGCAUACCCAUCAAGGCCUGAGGUAACUGUGUUGAGUGAAUUUUCCCUCAAGGUCAAAGGUGGUAGCACAGUGGCAUUGGUGGGUGGAAGUGGAUCGGGAAAAUCAACUGUCAUAUGGUUAAUACAAAGGUUUUAUGAUCCAACUCAAGGGAAGGUGAUGAUGGGGGGAGUGGAUUUGAGGGAGAUUGAUGUGAAGUGGUUAAGAAGGCAAACAGCUUUAGUUGGUCAAGAGCCUACAUUGUUUGCUGGCACUAUAAGAGAGAACAUUGCUUUUGGCAACCCGGAUGCUUCAUGGACUGAAAUUGAAGAUGCUGCAAGAGAAGCUUACAUCCACAGCUUCAUUAGUGGCCUCCCUCAAGGCUAUGAAACUCAGGUUGGUGAGAGUGGGGUUCAGCUAUCUGGGGGGCAGAAGCAAAGGAUUGCCAUAGCAAGAGCUAUACUGAAGAAAUCAAAGGUACUACUUCUAGAUGAAGCAAGUAGUGCACUAGAUUUGGAAUCUGAGAGACAUAUACAAGACGCACUUAGGAAAGUCAGCAAAAGGGCCACGACAAUCAUAGUCGCUCACCGGCUUUCUACUAUCAGGGAAGCUGAUAUGAUAGCAGUUAUGAAAGAUGGUGGCAUCACUGAAUAUGGGAGCCAUGAUACGCUCAUGAAAUCUCAUCUUAAUGGCGUGUAUGCCAGCUUGGUGCGUGCAGAAACCGAAGCCAAUGCAUUUUCUUAAGCCAUCCAGGACUUUUCAGGUGGAGAAUCACUUUGUAAUCGCUUGUAGUUAUAGAGAACUAGAGUCCAGUUUAAUGUAAUUUGGUCUGCUUCCAUCUGAUACAAGGGAUUGUAAUUGAUAUACCAACAUAUACCCAAAUUUGGAAGGUGAUUUUUGUAUGAGCCUGUCAUAUAUGACAUACAUCUCACAACAUGUUGCUGUUAGCAUUUUUA
Rosa rugosa (rugosa rose) is the source of this 4942-nucleotide messenger RNA. Its product is annotated as ABC transporter B family member 19-like. NCBI's taxonomy places the organism in Eukaryota, Viridiplantae, Streptophyta, Magnoliopsida, Rosales, Rosaceae. Gene Ontology annotation, molecular function: ATP hydrolysis activity; ATP binding; ABC-type transporter activity. The transcript is spliced from 9 exons. Gene Ontology annotation, biological process: transmembrane transport. The record is from RefSeq and is a predicted model, not a curated record. The coding region runs from base 141 to 4730 and encodes 1529 amino acids. Gene Ontology annotation, cellular component: membrane.